CUCCCAAAGUCCCAUAAGACUAUGACCAGAGUAGCACUCUCUCCAUAUAUAGAAGCAAAGAAGCUCAAGAACAAAAAAGAAAAACCAAAGUAGCAUAAACAGCGAAAAAACAGAGCCCUCUUCUUUCCUAGCCAGAAAAUAAUGGAUUCUUCAGCAACUCUUACCAGCCAUGCCCGACUCGUUUCCAAAGAAAGUGACAUCAUAUUUCCGGCCUCAAUAUACCCCUCUUCUCGCCGGACCCCGUCAUUUUCCUCCUCCUCAUCACUUUCGCCAUCUUCUUCUUCCUUUGAUUCUUCUUAUUUCCCGGACGAUUCCCCACUUAACCCUUCCAUCCCACUUAGAUAUUCCGGUGUCCCAUUUUCUUGGGAACAACUUCCCGGAAUACCCAAGAAACAAGUCCUCAAGAAGAAGGAGCCCUUGUCAAAGCUUAAUUUGCCAUUGCCACCACCCACCACUUCGACCUCGAAGAAAUUCAACUCGGAAGAAUACUCUGGGGAACGGAAGAAGAAUUCUAGGCAGAGUACUCUACAAAGGGAUCCAUUUUUUGCCGCAUUGGUUGAGUGCUCCAAGGAUGAUGAUCAUGAAGAAUUAUCAAAUGGUUGUAUUUGGAAUCAAGCCAAGGUGUCGAGGAGUUUGAGCGAUCGCUUUGGGUUUAUCAAUCUUUAUGCUUCUUGCAAGAGAACUAGCGCAAUCUCAGAGUCAAUAGUCUAUCUUCCAAGGUCAAGCAGACACUCUUUCGAUCUGAUUUAUCACCGUUCUCGCUGAAUUACUACUUGUUAUCUUAAUUUCCAGUCAUCCUCUGCGGGGUUUGUGCUAUUGAUUUUACCAAAAACUUGAAAAAAAAAAAAAAAAGUACCGAUCUUUUCAUUACCCGUUCAUGUUUAUGUUUUUGUCUUUGUGAGGGAGAAGUGGACAACUAUGUCCCAAAAAUCUACCAGUUAUUGUAAAAUGUUAAUAUAUAACUAGCUAGCUGGAAGCAUGCAGUGUUUGCC
Juglans microcarpa x Juglans regia is the source of this 992-nucleotide messenger RNA. RefSeq lists its product as uncharacterized. Lineage: Eukaryota; Viridiplantae; Streptophyta; Magnoliopsida; Fagales; Juglandaceae. Bases 142 to 765 code for a protein of 207 amino acids. The transcript has a single exon. The record is from RefSeq and is a predicted model, not a curated record.